Nicrophorus vespilloides is the source of this 564-nucleotide messenger RNA. RefSeq lists its product as uncharacterized. The transcript is spliced from 5 exons. The record is from RefSeq and is a predicted model, not a curated record. Lineage: Eukaryota; Metazoa; Arthropoda; Insecta; Coleoptera; Silphidae. Gene Ontology annotation, biological process: endoplasmic reticulum unfolded protein response; retrograde protein transport, ER to cytosol. Bases 91 to 519 code for a protein of 142 amino acids. Gene Ontology annotation, cellular component: endoplasmic reticulum membrane; Derlin-1-VIMP complex; Derlin-1 retrotranslocation complex.
AGCUUGUCAAACAUUGAUGUAUUGAUCUGCUGACUGGUGCUGACUUUACAAUUCCAAUCAAUUCCAAUUUCCACAAAAUUAAUAAAUAAAAUGUUGUCUACAGUUGUAGAAUUUUUCGAAAAUUAUGGUUGGUUUAUAUUUGGAAUUGGGGUGGUUAUUGCUUUCUCUCUGAAGAACCUUCAGCCUAGGAUUACAGCUUGGAGGAAGAAGGUGGAAGAUGAUGAGUAUGCAGCGAAAUAUCAUAAGAACCCAGAUUUGAUAGCUGCAAGACUUGCAGCCCAAGAGGCACAUAGAAGGAAAAUGCAAGAAGAGCAUGACAGAGCUGCUGAAGUAAAUAGGCUGAAAAUGGAAGAGAAGGAGAAGAAGAAAAGGGAGGAGUUUUUGGAGAAGCAAAGUGGAUCUGGUUCAGGAUCAAAAUUGGGUUUCAAGUCAGACUACAAUCCUUUGAUGGGUGACACUUCCAGAGGAUAUAGAGCUACAAAGAAGAGCCCAUGUGGUGGAGGUGGAUGUGGCAAAUAAAUAUUAUCAAAGUACUUAUUAUAACUAAUGCAUUUAUUAAACUAA